This is a messenger RNA of Trypanosoma theileri, 759 nucleotides long. RefSeq lists its product as uncharacterized. The record is from RefSeq and is a predicted model, not a curated record. The transcript has a single exon. Lineage: Eukaryota; Euglenozoa; Kinetoplastea; Trypanosomatida; Trypanosomatidae. Bases 1 to 759 code for a protein of 252 amino acids.
AUGAGUCUUCGGAGGCUGCAGGUUAUGGCGGCUGAUGCUUCCAUGAUGGAGGCCUUCUUGGCCAUUUUUCCUGUGGUGAAUGACCGCGUAUCUUUGGAGCUGAGACGUCGAGCUGAUCAGUUGCAUCCAAACCACCGGAAUCCCUACAUUCUCUCACGUUUGGCGGCUUCUGCAGCACUUUCAUCUGCGUUGCGGUUUCCCAUUGAUUUUGUUGGUAGUCGAGAUGAUGCGAGACAUUAUGGUCUUAUGCUUUCACUAGCUCACGAAGAUCUAGUAGGUGCUGCGGUGACGUGGCCAAUUGAUGCACCAUUUUCUCUGAGUAUUGACGUUGUGGAUGUGGGAGAAGUGGAUCGUGUUACAAAGCGGUUUCCACAAUUUGGCGCUAGAUGGAUGCCCAAUUGCAAACCUACUGCAAUGAGUUCGGCUGACAUUUUAAAUAUCCAGGAAACGUAUGGGAAAUUAGUUGAUCCCGUUGCUUUGAUAUUGGCCCAGCAUUGGGGUCUGCGAGAAUGUUGUGUGAAACUCGUUGGUAUUACGGGACGAUCUUUUCCUUUUGAAUGCUUUCGUGGUCCUGUGGCGUUGUUUCCUCCUCAUUUUGAGGCACAUGUUGUUGACAGAGGGCGAGAGGAACUGCGCUCUGUAGGUCUGGUGCCGAACCUCAGGGUCUUUGUUUGGCCGCAAGUUGUACAGGUUCCUGGCGGGGAAGAGAAGUUGUAUGUUGUGGUUGUGGCAGCGUGCCGCAGAGAGAUUCUCUGCUAG